GUGACACUGGUCACACCAUUUGCGUUCUCUCCAAAGACCAGAACACACUAAAAGCAUCUCAAAAAGAAAAGAAUCUAUACGAAAGUGCAGAAACUGGAAUGUUCGCACUCUUCCCCCGCUCAAGCGCCAUGUCAUGCGCUACUGCAAUUUUCUCUUUGCCAUCAUCGUCUUCCCUGCUCCCCAAAAACCCUAGUUUGUCACUUUCUUCAAAUUCCAAAUUCUUCAAUAGAGUCUUCCUCAAUAACUCUCAAUCCAAUCGCUUCACCAAAGCCUCUCUUCGUUGCUUCGCAUCCGGCACUCCUAUGCAGAAAGUCCAAGUUCAUAACCCCAUCGUCGAAAUGGAUGGCGAUGAAAUGACUAGGAUCAUUUGGAGAAUGAUUAAAGAGAAACUUAUUUUUCCCUAUCUGGAUUUAGAUAUAAAGUAUUUCGAUUUAGGGAUUUUGAAUCGUGAUGCAACUGAAGAUAGAGUUACAGUAGAAGCUGCUGAAGCGGCUCUUAAGUACAAUGUUGCUGUAAAAUGUGCUACUAUAACUCCUGAUGAGGCCAGAGUCAAGGAAUUUGGAUUGAAAUCUAUGUGGAGGAGUCCCAAUGGCACAAUUAGAAAUAUUCUAAAUGGUACUGUCUUCCGUGAACCAAUCUUAUGCAAGAACAUUCCCAGAAUUGUUCCUGGUUGGAAAAAACCAAUUUGUAUUGGUAGACAUGCCUUUGGAGAUCAGUAUCGUGCCACUGAUACUGUUAUUAACGGGCCAGGAAAGCUCAAAAUGGUCUUUGUCCCAGAAAACGGGGACAACCCAGUGGAGCUCAAUGUUUACGAUUUUAAAGGUCCUGGCAUUGCGCUUGCUAUGUACAAUGUUGACAAGUCUAUUCGAGGUUUUGCUGAAUCAUCAAUGUCACUGGCAUUUGAGAAGAAAUGGCCUCUUUACCUGAGCACCAAAAAUACAAUUCUCAAGAAAUAUGAUGGCAGGUUUAAGGACAUAUUUCAGGAGGUAUAUGAAGAAAAGUGGAAGCUGAAAUUUGAAGAACAUUCUAUAUGGUAUGAGCAUCGGUUAAUUGAUGACAUGGUGGCUUAUGCUCUAAAAAGUGACGGUGGAUAUGUUUGGGCAUGCAAAAACUAUGAUGGAGAUGUUCUGAGUGAUUUACUUGCUCAAGGAUUCGGUUCUUUGGGCCUUAUGACUUCUGUAUUGUUAUCCUCUGAUGGGAAAACACUAGAAGCGGAGGCCGCUCAUGGGACUGUAACUCGUCAUUUUCGGCUUUAUCAGAAAGGACAAGAAACCAGUACAAACAGCGUUGCUUCCAUAUUUGCAUGGACCCGAGGACUAGAACAUAGGGCCAAACUUGAUAAGAAUGAACAGUUGUUGGAUUUUGUUCAUAAGCUAGAGGCUGCAUGCAUUGCGACAGUGGAAACAGGGAAAAUGACCAAGGAUCUUGCCAUUUUGAGUCAUGGACCCCAGGUAUCAAGGGAGUUCUAUCUGAAUACUGAAGAGUUCAUCGAUGCUGUUGCACAGUCUCUCAAUUCAAAGCUUCCUGCACCUGCAAUUGUAAUGAAAGAAACUACAGUAUCACUGAGUAACAACGUUGUUCCUAAACGGAUCGACAGGAUCAUGAAGAUAUAUUAUGCUUGUGUUACCCCACUUGUGCAAAAUGAUGUGUAAUUUGAAUGAUUGAGGAUUAUGAUGGGCCUGUAACUCAACCAAGGGUUCCUGAAUCUGAUUGGACUUCUCUCUCUGCAGUAGUUAUGCUCUUAUUGGGAUAUAUAGGGAUCGCACAAAGUGAUAUGAUGUUUAGGUGGCCAAAUUACUGUUGAGUUCAUAAUUAUCGUUGUCCUCAAUCUCAUAUGAAUGGUUCUGUCAUAAAUUAUCUCCAAUGAUAGGUCCGAGUAUUUGAGAU
Molecule: messenger RNA, 1887 nt
Organism: Cornus florida
Lineage: Eukaryota; Viridiplantae; Streptophyta; Magnoliopsida; Cornales; Cornaceae
Product: isocitrate dehydrogenase [NADP]
Exons: 16
Coding region: 99-1652 (517 amino acids)
Biological process (GO): isocitrate metabolic process
Cellular component (GO): mitochondrion
Molecular function (GO): NAD binding; isocitrate dehydrogenase (NADP+) activity; magnesium ion binding
Source: RefSeq, a predicted model, not a curated record